AUGCAGGCUCUGGCAGAACUAAAACACAAGAUCUCUAUCCGAAAUCUUCUAUCCUCCAGUAGCCCUCUGGCAAUGACGAUAUCUCUCCCGUUGAGUAACCUGAAUCCUUCUAGUGCUCCUCCCCGGGUCCCACAGAGUCCACUCGCGCCGAUCUGGAGACAAAUUCAUCCACCAAUGACAAAACAUCACCCCAGAAUCUCUCGAAUUCACCUGGCGUGGGGGCAGAUUUCUGCGCUCGCCUCGGUUUUCAUCCCGGACUCUUGCCGAGUUCCCCGCGUGGGAUCUGGCGAUGUGGGGGGAGGAGACGUGACAGCAGUGUGA
Molecule: messenger RNA, 321 nt
Organism: Penicillium alfredii
Lineage: Eukaryota; Fungi; Ascomycota; Eurotiomycetes; Eurotiales; Aspergillaceae
Exons: 2
Coding region: 1-321 (106 amino acids)
Source: RefSeq, a predicted model, not a curated record